AUAUACAUAACAAAAAAUAAUUUCCCACAAAACCAAAACGAAACAAAAUAAGGGGAAAUAAACUACGGAAAAACGAUUAGUUUACAGUGCUUGCGCUGAUAUCGUGAGUGUGGUACGGACUGUUGUGUGCUUAUCUGGGAUGGAGUGAAUUCGAAUCGAGUGCAAUCAUCAUCAUCAACAUCCUCAACUUGAUCUUUGUGAAUGUUAAACGAUCGAAAACGGAGUGAAAAGUGAUUUUGCCAAUUUUGUGUGCUUGUCUAUGUGUGUGUGUGUUUGUGCUUGUAAAACAGUGAAUAUUCGAGGUCGUCUUCCAUUACCAAAAAAAAAAAAAAGAAUAAUUACCCACCCCAAGUUACGUCGGAAGUAAGUUUGUGAGAAGAUUUUGCCAAGAUUUUCCCCUCGCUGCAGCAAAAAAAAAAGAAGAAAAAAGUGAAACGCAUUUUUUCGCGUCCGUAGUGUCAUUGCACAGCAACAAAAAGUUCUUUCCCUUCUACGACCUCUUGAGCUCUCUCUCUCUCUCUCUCUCUCUCUCUCUCUGGAGGUGAUUAAUUGAGCUGAGUGUUUUUUGGAGGAAACGUGUAAAAAAGGACACUGCAGUGAUUGCAUCACCGAACGCCGAACCAGGGACCGGUGACACCCAGCCGGAGCAGUCCGCGGUGAAGGCAAACAGCACCGCGCAGCGCAUGUAUGGAGCGACGCUUUUCGUGCGGAUCCGGAUAGUAUGAAUAGUUUAUCGACCGGCCGCCGCCGCAACGCAAACGACAAACACUUAACCCCCCCCGGACCCGAUGCGAUAAUUGGCCCGGCACCACGAUGAGAUGGUUUAAACGAUCGACCGAGUCGCCGAAACUGCUCAGCCUGUCCCCGCUGCGACACUCCGAGUCCGGGAAUGUGUACGGCGGUAAUGAACCACCGUACGCCGGGCUGGCUGCACACGAUCACGCCCGGACAACGAUCCGGCGGCGCAGUGCGGGCGAUGGCGGUGGACUGUUUGGGAUGAAUCCGGCCGGUGGUGGUGGUGAUGGUGAAGGACACGAGGAGCCACUGUCAGUGCCGGCGGGCCUGUCCAACUCUCCGUCCAGCUCGUCCACUACGUCCGGUUCGUCCAGUUCGAGCGUAUCCUCACCGUCGUCCACCUCCAACUCGUCCAGCUCGUGCACCACGAGCAGUUCGCCGUUUUCCUACACCAGUGACAGCAAGGGUAGCAGCGUCAGCAGUACCGGUACGCACAAGAUCCUACAGUCCGGAACCGCCACCAUACCCAGGAAGUCCCGUAUAGAUCUAUCACCCGUCAACUGGACCAAGCGCACCGGAUCGUCCGGCAUCAACUGCUACAGCAUCGAGGAAGGGCGGGUUAUCGAGCGACCGAAAGGUCGUUACGUUUCACCGGUACGCAUCAAAAACAAGCAGCAAGCGAUCGCGAACGCAGCAACAACUGGCAGCAGUACAGUGCAAGCUACCACCAACUCCUCCACUGCCGCUGGUAAUUCACUAUCGUCUGCCACCACGACCACAACCACACCCGUGACGCGACGCAUACUGCAACGGGCCGAUAAGGGUGCGGAUGUGUCCGUCAACGGCGGUAUCGCAUCGUCCGGCGGUGGUUCGUCGCUGUACAAGCAGCUAAGCCGCUCGAUUGGCAAUAUUGUCGAUACGAUCGAGAGUCGCAGCCCGUCCCUGAGCCAGCGGUCGAUACCGUACCGGGAGAAGAAGAAUCCGCUCGGCAGCACGCGGCUGUCCUGCUAUCAACCGAUCAGUCUUGAAACGCGAUCGACCGGGGAGAAAGAGGAAGAAGAGGACCCGGAGCAACCACCGCCCAAUCGGAGGAAGUAUGGUGGUGGCACGGCGAUCGACAGUGCAACACUGCGAGUGCAAAAAGUGCGCCAUCCGCUCUACAAAUCGGUGGACGAUCUGAUCUUUCUCGGCUCGACCGGUGACGUUAUUGUGCCCGCGAGCAAACCGGCCGAACCGUCGCCGGCAGCAAGUCCACGGCAGCAAAGCACGCUGCAUCGGCUAGCGGCGUCUGAUACGAGGCGCAACCAACAUCAGCUGCAGCGCGCUAUCACGGUGGAUGUGGAGAGCGACCGAAGCAGUGGGCCAACCGCAACCGCAACCACCGAUCGGCGCUUAUCAUUCCCGCAAGGCACGGAACGCGGAACGGUGGUGGACCGUGACGCACUGCCCCCAGCGGCCAGCACAGCUAGCGAAGUACCAAAGAACGAAGGCGACGCCACGAUGAUGGAUCCGGCCGAUCACGACGAGACGUACGGGUUCGCCCAGAUGCGCACGACGCUUGGACCGAUCGAGACGGCCUACCGGUUGCGGCUGGAAGCGUUUAAGCACGAGCCGGGGAAUGGGGUUGAUGUGGCGCCGGCACCAUCAUCCGCCGGCUCGUCCACGUUCAAGACGCCAAAGAGGAAGGACAACUUUACCAACAAAAUCCGGGCGAUGUCCGAUCGCACCCAGAAGCUGUUCUCGCGCAUCUACUCAACAAAUAGUGGUGGUGGUGGUACUACGAGCGGACAGAAGGGAUACCAUCUGUCGACUAGCAAGUCGCUGAAGAAGUCGACCGGGAAGUUGUCGGAGGCGAGCAGGAGGAGUGUGAGCUACGGUGCGUUGCCCGGGUUGGCGGACUUCCAGCAGGGUGUGGCCAAAGAGCGAGACGAUACGUACGAAGAUGUUGGGAAGGAGCCGGAUGUUGUUCCUCAGGACAAGCCACAACAGCACCAGAUUGAUGAUCUCGAUGCGGAUCUUCUUGUGGGUGGUGGAACGGUGAUUGCGAUCAGUGGAAGUACCGGACACACGGACGCGGAAGAUGGAGAUUCGGGCAUUCUGGUGAACGAAUCUGGCGCCUCGUCCAUACUCGAAACGGACGACGUGUUCCAUGAACAACAGUUGAUUGGUGGACCAAGAAUUCCGAACAUACCUACUAAGGUACAUCAUCACGGUGGAGUGGCGGAGGCGACAGAGUUUAAGCUGGUCACGAUCAGGUUGGACGAGCCCCCGGGUGAGCUGAUGGAUGUGCCGGGAGGUGAGGAUGGUAGUGGACUCGGUAUCAUUAUCGCACCGAUUGCGACCACCGAGGGUGAGGUCAGCAAUCGGUACAAGGUGGCCCACGUACUGCCCGGAGGACUUGUUUGCAGGGAAGGUUCGAUAAAGCCGAACGAUGAAAUUGUCAACAUCCUCGGGAAGCGACUGCGCGGUCUGUCGAUGCGUCAGGUGCAGGAGUUGCUCAACAGUUGCGCCCGCCGUGGUACUGGCCGCACCAGCAUCGAUCUUGUCAUUUGUCGCAGCAGGGCAAACGGCACCGAUCAUCACCAAGACGACGACGAUCAUCAUCAACAGCAGCAUCAGCAGCAGCAGCAAAGGCCACCGUCGGUAAAUCGACGGCUGUUCCGCAAUAGCCGCAAGAUAUCGCUCGACUCGUACCUGGAAGACGAACGACCGGAUCACAGUGGAAGCGAGACGGGAUCCGAGCAGGAUACGACCAACUACACGUCGAUUGCUAUCAAAAUCGAUGGUAACAAGUACAACACGCUCGGAACGCCCCGACGAUCGAAGCAACCACUCUCGAUGGUUUACAAACAGCAGCAGCAGCAACAGCAGCAACACCAACAACAGUCACCACAAUCUCAGCCUCCUUCGAUAGGCACCAUCGUUGCCUGCGACGGUAUCCCCAGCACGGAGGUGGACUCUCAGCCACCCUCCCUCGACUGCACCAAGCGUCGUUCGUUCACCAAAAAUGUCACCCCAACGCAACCCUCCAACACGUCCUCGAAAGUCGUGCGCCGCUCGCUGGUCGGCAAACAGUCCAACAGUCCCGCCCAAGCCUCACCCCAGCUGGUGACGGCCGCCCGCAGCACCAUGAACCUGUGCGACGACGAAAAGCUGGAACUGCACGCCUCCACCUCGGACGAUGCAGAAACGAGCAGCGGGACGAGUUCGCUCGAGUUGGACAAAUCGACCGCAAGCAACUUCUGCACACUGCCCCGCAGGCCCAAGUCGUCCGCCCUUUGUUCGUUCCACACGGUAGCGUUCGAGAAGGGACCGGGCAAGAAGUCGCUCGGCUUUACGAUCGUCGGCGGACGGGAUAGUCCCCGCGGUGCGCUCGGGAUCUUCAUCAAGAGCAUCCUGCCGACGGGCCAGGCGGCGGAAGAUGGACGGUUGCGGGCGGGCGAUGAGGUGCUGGCCGUGAAUGGGCAGGUGUGUCACGAUCUUACCCAUCUCGAGGCGGUGAAGCUGUUCAAGAGCAUCAAGACGGGCGAGAUCGUGCUGCAGCUCUGUCGGCGCAACAAGUCCGCCCAUCGGUCGAUGGACAUCGAUGCGAAUGCGUGUUGAGGGGGAGGAUGGUGGGGAUUUGGUUUUUUCUCGUAGCAAGACUAAUUAGCUGGUAAAGCAAGUAAGCGUGUGCGUGUGUGUAAAGGAAAGGAUGUUGAUCCUUUGUAGUAGGUUGGGUUAGGACAGAUCAGGGUUCUACUUAGUAGACAGUGGAAAUAGUUAAUAGCGCUGGGUGUAAAUAUGCGAGAGCACUGGUUCCACUCUCCAGAAUCGCUUGAACCUUCACUGGAGUGUGUUGAGUAAGUGCUGUAGUAAGUUGUGUCGUAUGUAAAGAUGUCUGUAUGUAUGUGGUAUUGCAUAUUAUUAAAAACUAUAAACAGAAAUAUCCUAA
This is a messenger RNA of Anopheles gambiae (African malaria mosquito), 4669 nucleotides long. RefSeq lists its product as uncharacterized. Gene Ontology annotation, molecular function: protein binding. NCBI's taxonomy places the organism in Eukaryota, Metazoa, Arthropoda, Insecta, Diptera, Culicidae. The record is from RefSeq and is a predicted model, not a curated record. The transcript has 7 exons. The coding region runs from base 814 to 4338 and encodes 1174 amino acids.